CCAACCUGGAGGAGGAAGCUUUUCCUAUGGAUCCCAACCUUCCGGGAUCCUUUCUCUUCAACAACGGCCUGAACCAGUACCCCUCGGACAUGAAGGCGCCGGUGUGCCAGUAUUCGGUGCAGAACUCCUUCUACAAGCUGGGCCCGGGCCUCAACAGCCAACUAGCCUCUGGCACGCCGCACGGCAUCAGCGACAUCCUCAGUCGCUCCGUCAUCGGCUCCCCCAGCUCCACGCUGCUCUCCGGCUACUCCGCCGUGGGCAGUUUCGGAACCGUCCCUGCCUCCGGUGUCUACUACAAUCGGGACUACGGAGCCUCGCUGGGCAGCUUCACCAAGCCCAGUCCGGAGUGCACGGUGAAAGGGCGGAGCGGCGGGGGAUGGGGUGACCCCGGGUACGAGUGGAGAGGAGGACGGCAGCAGUGCGGCACCAGCAGUGGUCAGCUUGGCGAUGCUGGCAGCAGAAAGAAACACACGAGGCCCACCUUCAGCGGGCACCAGAUCUUUGCUCUGGAGAAAACGUUCGAGCAGACCAAGUAUCUGGCAGGACCGGAGAGGGCAAGGUUGGCGUACUCUCUGGGAAUGACUGAGUCUCAGGUGAAGGUGUGGUUCCAGAACCGCCGGACCAAGUGGCGGAAGAAGAGCGCGUCAGAGCCCACCUCCACGCAGGUGGCACGGGGGGAGCAGGGAGGCGAUGCCUCGGAGAAUGAGGUGGAGGACGAGGAGUACAACAAGCCUCUGGAUCCGGACUCCGACGACGAGAAGAUCAGGCUGUUACUGCGCAAACACCGCAGAGCAUUCUCAGUGCUUCGCCUCGGGCCGCACCAGGUCUGACAUGCAUGCGCACACUCACACUAGCUCCAGAGAACGUCGCGUCUGCGCACAACUGCGGUGAACUGUCUGCAGACGCAAUGCCACGUUCACGCUGCAACGUGGAGCUACGACCGUGCAGCAGCGAUCCCUGGCACACAGAAACCCCCGUUCUCCAGCAGGGUAACCUGACAAGGAGAUUAGCGGCUACUGGUUAUCCACAGAACAUCUCACUCUGUGCUGUGAGCCUGAGCCAGAGAGAGACGCUGGAAGACUCGAAAACGUCAGAUUCACAAACAAUGAUAUCAUCAGAAAUCAGAAGAAACCGGUUUCCCAUUCCUCCACUUCAAGAACUUACAGUAACCAUGUACAGCUCGGCAUCAUUUCUUUGAAACAAUACGGCCUGAUAAUGGCUAAAGAAUGAGAUAAUCGCUAUGAACAUAAAUGACUGCAAUAGUGCCGUUUGAUUCCUCCGUAAAACAGCCCGUGCAUAUUCACUGUAAUUUGCUAAAUCCAUUAUAAUAUAGAUGUAAAGAUGAUGCAGUUGAAGACGUCUGCCAUUGCCUGUUACUCGAUUUCCCUGAAUGCUACUAUAAUAACUGUGGUAUAAACAGCAUAAUGUAUUAGAGUUUGAGUGGCUGAAACUUCAGAGCAUUUUCACUGGGAUGUAGGUUGAAUUUGGCUGGUAACAUGAUCUUUUGGUUCAUAUUUUUGCAGAACAAUUAUGGCAAAACAUCCCACUUCCAUGUUUCAGCAACUUACAAGUUAUAUAAAUUAACUGAGAACUUGUACAAAAUAAAAUGCCCAUUUGUUAAAAAUAGAGAUUUUGUGUCCGAUCUUUUCAUUAACUCAAAAAAUCCUGAUCAAAAUACUUCUAAGGGAAGGUGCCACUUUACAAUACGGCUACCCAUAUAAAGUGUUCAUGACUA
Messenger RNA from Brienomyrus brachyistius, 1735 nucleotides. It is a transcript of the gene nkx6-3, whose product is annotated as NK6 homeobox 3. The record is from RefSeq and is a predicted model, not a curated record. NCBI's taxonomy places the organism in Eukaryota, Metazoa, Chordata, Actinopteri, Osteoglossiformes, Mormyridae. Gene Ontology annotation, biological process: cell differentiation; regulation of transcription by RNA polymerase II. Gene Ontology annotation, molecular function: RNA polymerase II cis-regulatory region sequence-specific DNA binding; DNA-binding transcription factor activity, RNA polymerase II-specific. Gene Ontology annotation, cellular component: nucleus. The transcript is spliced from 3 exons. Bases 27 to 830 code for a protein of 267 amino acids.